Vollenhovia emeryi is the source of this 4762-nucleotide messenger RNA. RefSeq lists its product as uncharacterized. The transcript is spliced from 2 exons. Bases 543 to 1571 code for a protein of 342 amino acids. The record is from RefSeq and is a predicted model, not a curated record. Lineage: Eukaryota; Metazoa; Arthropoda; Insecta; Hymenoptera; Formicidae.
CGUUUUCCGACAUACAGACCCGUUUACAGACCCGUUUUUUCCGACAUACAGACAUGUUUCUGAUUCGUUGAUACUCGAGUUAAUUUACAAUAAAACCAGCCUCACGAAGUUCUUCGAUAAUGGACAGCAUCUCGUUGUCAUGCGCGUUGUGACCGGCUCGGCGCGAAGCGUCGAGCAAUCGUAGGCGGUCCACAAGCUCAUUGGGAUCAUCCCAGUGCACGUAAUCAAUCGCAUUGUUGUUUAGCGUCAUAGCGCGAGGUAAUCCUUUUCCAGAUUUCGUCUUGGACCGGGUCUUUAUCCCAUCGUCCGACACUAACGGUGCGAUUAUACUUCAAGCCUCGUUCUCAGGAUUACACGUGUAGUUUCCUUUUCAUCCACUAGAUGCCACAACUUUGAGAGUGAGAGAGAGAGAGCGACUGCGGCGCCCUCCCGCCUAGUCGCUCUCCUGCCUGUCGUUCGCCAUCAUUCUUUUUCGUUGUGCGCUAGAGGCUGCACGUGAGAGUGAGUAGGAAGAUUGCAUCACCUAAUACUCGUAGUACAAGAUGCUCAGAAAGCGAAAAGCAGAUAUAGAAUAUCUGCAGAGAAAGCUACGAAAACUGCAGAGGAAGAUGGAAACGAUUCAAGCAGAGUCAGAUUCCUCUAGCAGUACUGAGGAAGAAAGGUUAGAGGAAGACCAACAGGUAGAGGACCCUAAGAAUGAUCCAGGCCAGGAAAUAGUAGAAUUGGAAGAAGGAGAAGAGAGACAACAGGAUGAGAAUAAAGCGCCAAAUAGCGUAGAAAAUGAGGAAGCGAUUGAUGAAAACAUCUUGGAGAUGCUGGGUGAAGAUCCUCAAAAGUCGAAAGCGCUAGACAUUACCCUUCACGAGUCUAUAAAAUUACAGUGGAAUUACUGGAUUGCACACGGCCUAGAUAAGAAAGUUAAGGACGAACUAACAGAGAAAUACGCAAGAUCAACCGAGUUCGACGCACCAAAACUAAAUGCGGAAAUCUCUGCCAUACUUACAGAGCAAGCGAUUAAAAGAGAUAGAUAUAUGCUGGAAAAUCAAAAAUUAGCCGGAUCAGCAUUGACUGCGAUCGGAUCAACCCUAACAAUGAUUAUGGCAGAACAAGACGUGGAUAAGCUGACUUUCGUACAAAGACUGAACGAAGCAGCAAAAUUAAUUAUACAGAUUCACCAUAAUCAAUCUGUAUCUCGAAAAGCGUUUAUUUACCCGGGAGUUAAGAAACAAUUCCAAAGCAUGCUUAAAGAAACAAAACCAGCUAAUUUUUUGUUCGGAAAUAAUUUGGCAGAGAAAAUUAAAGACUCAAAAAAUAUAGAAAAGUUAUCACAGAAUGUAAAAAAUCAAACAGCACCAAGAGCUACAACCCAAUACCAAGGUCCAAAACAGACUUUAAACUGGAAAAGCCUGCAGGGGAGGAGGCCGCUCACCAACCGCGCAGGCUACACGAACACCCAAGGCCGGAACCGUCCUCGCCUGACAUUCAAGACGAAGGAACCUCUGAACUCAAGGGCACAGACGCACCGGAGCUCCAGAUCAUCAGGACACAGACAUCACGACAGAGACAAGUAAUUGUAGGUAACGCUGGCCGAUUAAAACACUUCUUCCCUGAAUGGCAAAAGAUAACAAACAACAAAUUUGUACUAAAUGCCAUACAGGGGUACGAAAUCAAAUUCAACUCGAAAGUGGUACAGAAUCAAUGUCCAGUAAUUAAGUUUAAUACCCAGACCGAAAUUAAGAACUAUAACCAGGCUAUUAACCUAUUACUAGACAAAGGGGCAAUACAAGUUUGUUCGCCGAGGAAAGAUCAAUUCUUAUCUUCGUACUUCCUAAUAAAAAAACCCGACGGAUCUCAUAGAUUUAUUUUGAACCUAAAGAAAUUAAACGAAUUUAUUAAUACUAACCACUUUAAGUUAGAAGAUUUACGUACGGCAAUAAAAUUGAUUUUUCCGAACUAUUUUAUGGCUUCAAUAGACCUCGAAGACGCAUACUAUGCAGUCCCAAUUCACAAUAAGAGUAGAAAAUAUCUGAGAUUUCAGUUCCUAGACAAAACAUUCGAAUUCGUUUGUUUACCUUUCGGUCUAUGUACAAGUCCUUAUAUCUUUACGAAGAUACUAAAGCCAGUCGUUAAGUUCCUUAGGAGUAAAGGUUUCUCGUCAACUAUAUAUCUAGAUGAUAUAUUAUGCAUAGAAGAUAGUAUAGAAAAAUGCGAAAGGAACGUAUCCGAAACAAAAGAAUUACUACUAUCCUUAGGUUUCUUAAUAAAUGAAAGAAAGAGUAAAUUUGAACCUUCGACGAGACGAAAAUUCUUAGGCUUUAUUAUUGAUUCGGAGAAAUAUUGCAUAGAGUUAACAAGAGAAAAAAGAGAUAAUCUAACUGAUAUGUUGAACAAAAUUCAAUCAAAAAAGACUUGCUCAAUUAACGAAUUUGCACAAUUAAUCGGUAAGUUGGUCGCAGCGUGCCCAGCAAUAGAAUAUGGAUUUCUAUAUACAAAAUUGUUAGAAAGAGAGAAACUAUUCGCACUUAUUAUUAACGAUUAUAAUUACGACGAAACAAUGAUUGUCCCUAAGUAUAUCAUUCCAGAGUUAGAUUGGUGGCGUUGUAAACUAAAAGAUUCAGUCAACCAGAUUAAAUCAGGGAAUUACGAAACAACAAUUUACACAGACGCAUCAAAAACCGGUUGGGGCGCGGUAGGAGAUAACGACAGAACUUACGGGUUUUGGAAUGAAACACUAAAGAGAAAACAUAUAAACUACUUAGAAUUACUAACAGUAGAACUGGCCCUAAAGAGUUUGGCGUCUGAAUUAAAAAAUUGUCAAAUACUCUUGAGAAUAGACAAUACCACCGCUAUAUCCUAUAUCAAUAAAAUGGGAGGCGUUAAAUAUUUAAAAUACCACUAUCUAGCCAGAAGAAUCUGGAAAUGGGCUGAAAAAAGAAACAUAUUUUUAUUUGCAUCAUACAUUGCUUCUAAAGAUAAUAUCGAAGCAGAUGCCUUAUCAAGAUUAAGAAACGAAGAUGGUGAAUGAAAAUUAGCACCCUUCGCGUUCAAUAAAAUAAUCAGGUCAUUAGGUAAUCCAGAGAUUGACUUAUUUGCCACAAAAUCAAAUUGCAAAUGCGAUAGAUUUGUGUCCUGGUUCCCAGAACCAGACGCGAAACAAAUAGAUGCAUUCACUUUUUCAUGGUUCAAUUUAAAUUUUUACGCCUUUCCCCCAUUUAUUCUAAUUCUAAAAACCUUAGUUAAAAUAAAAAAGGAUAGAGCGUGUGGUAUAGUGGUUGUUCCUAAUUGGCCGAACCAGCCAUGGUAUCCGUUAUUUACAAAAUUAAUGAUAUCAGAACCAAUUAUAUUUAAACCAAAACCUAAUCUACUUUGUCACCAAAUAGGUUAAUCCAACACCCCAGAGCGAAGCACCUAGGUUUAAUUGCAGGAAAGCUGUCAGCGAAGCCUUUCUGAGAAAAGGCGUACCGGAAAAUUCGUUAGAGAUAAUGUUAGCGUCGAUAUCAGGAUCAACAAUUAAACAAUACGAAUCGUCCUUACGACAAUGGAACAUAUAUUGUGAACAAAACAACCUAGACUUUUAUAACCCGUCUUGUGAGAUUGUGAUACAAUUCUUGACAGACUGUUUUAAAAACGGCGCUUCGUACGGGACACUAAACUCCCACAGGUCAGCAAUUUCGUUAAUUUCCAAAGAUAAAAUAGGAGAAAAUAGACUAAUCUGUCGAUUCCUAAAAGGCAUCUUUAGACUGAAACCUACACGACCAAAAUAUGCGUUUACGUGGGAUGUCUCCCUAGUUCUAAAACACCUAGAAAGUCUAUAUCCUUUAGAAGACUUAAGUCUCUACGCUCUGAGUAAAAAGACAGCGAUGUUAUUAGCGUUAUGUACAGCUCACCGGGCUCAAACCUUGACUAAUAUAAAGAUUAACAAUAUUACUAAGUCGAAGGGAAGACUGGAAAUUAGAGUUCCAGAAAUAAUAAAAACGUCAGGACCUGGGAGAUUUCAACCUUUGAUUGUGUUAUAAAGUUUUAAUGAAAAACCGGAAUUAUGUUUAGUCAGAUUGUUAACCAAAUAUUUAGAAGUCACAGAGAAAAUCAGAGGAAAAGUACAACAAUUAUUUAUCACAACAAGAAAACCUCACAAAGCAACAAACACACAGACUUUCAGUCAUUGGAUAAAAUCAGUUUUAAAAGAAAGUAAGAUAGACACAACUACUUUCUCAGAUCAUUCAACUCGACAUGCUGCUACUUCAAAAGCUUUCAGUAAAGGACUAAACUUAGCAAUAAUUAGAAAAACAGCAGGUUGGACAGAAAACUCCCAGAUCUUCGCGAAAUUCUAUAACAGGCCAAUCACAGUUAGUGAUGACGUUUUCGCAAAUACUAUUUUAAGAAUAUAAAAAGGUUAUAUUUUCUUUACGUACACUCUUAUAUUAAAAAACAGUAUAUAUAUAUAUAUAGGUAAUUUUUUGUUGGUAUAAGGCCGAAAUAUAAGAAUACGAGGAUAUUACUAGUAAAAUAAGGUUGAUAGUAUAUAUAUAUAUAUAUUUAUAUACUAUUGUAAGGAUACAUGUGUAAGAAUAGAAGUAUAAUACUUAACUUCAAAAAUCCUAAUAAAAUUGUAAGUCUUAAAGCUGCUAUCUCUGAAUAACUACACGUGUAAUCCUGAGAACGAGGCUUGAAGUAUAAUUGAACGAUCAAACGAACUUACCUGUGAGUGAAGUUCGAUCGUAAUUAUACGAAAAGCCUCGUUCGAGGAGAUUACACCCCCCCC